CUCCCAACUCGUGCGGUGGCCUCGCAAAUUCAGCAUGGCCGCGAACACAUUGUAAACAUUGCACGAGAGACUUGGGGAUAUAUGGAACAUUUCGUGACAUUGAUCAGAGUCGAGAGAUAUUCUAGCUGAGGCCCUAAAUUCAGUGUUUCCCAGUGGGAUGAUGGAUGCCAGCUGUUGACUCCCCAUCAUGAAUGUAAACCCCUCGCACCGCCGGUCUGGAAUACCGGUCACCAAGAAUAUGCCCCACGUCUCUGCCAGCAUGCCUGGCCGACACCAGCCCCGGAAUAUGACCGGGAUUUACCUCGGGCUGGAAGGCAACAUAAAGCCCCCUGGGUCCCACGGUCCUGUCCCCCCACUGGCCAGAGGGCGUGGCUUGUCCUCCAGGAUCCGGACCACGGCUGAGGACAGGCGAUAUAAAAUGGUUGAGGUUCUACGUCUGAAGGAAGAGAAGCGUGGGUUCAGUGGCCAACCUCUCCGGAGGAAGGUGAACAUGUCCGAGCGACCCACAUACCAGUCUCGGGAACAAGUGUCGUCGGCCCGGAGGUGGGGGCCGGCCAAGAGACUCAACCCAAGCAAUGUGGAGGACCUCAUCAAAACAAAUUCUCGGAGUUAUACACACAUUGCAAAUAGUGGAGUGACUCGAUCAGAGAAUCUCACUGGAUGGCCUGGCGAAGGUGAUCACGUGUUCAUGCUGCCUGAUCACGUGAUCCGGUCUGCAGUACCACGGGAGAAUGUCAUGGGUCUGGAGGAAUGCUAUAGGAAAGUUUGUAAGGGAAGUAUCGAGACGCUGCAUACCCUCUUGCCAUCAUCGUCGACGAACCUCAGCUCGCAGCAUCGCCGUCACAGGGACCCCUCAGCCUCAUAUGCAGCUACCGGGUUUAGUGUCAGGAGUUACAGGAACCCUAACCAGGCUGAAAUAAUCACAGAUUUCCCGCUUCCAAGAACCUCUGGGCGCCCCCAAACAGUGCCGAUACGCCGACCACAUGUUCCUCAGCCGUAUUUCUUCCAAUUUUAUAAUCAGACGAAGCUAAUCUCCCCGAACGGUCCACUAUUCAAUAAAGGCGCCCCCGGGACCACAGAGGAUCCUGACAAUGCAGUGAGGAUAUUCGCAGCCCCAGGAGCAGGUAUUCUCUCACACACGCUACAUCUACAGUCCGCGUUGUCAGAGCCCGAUCACCAUCAAACCCACAAGGAACAAGAGUCGCUGCCACCAUCUUUUUGUCGCACAUUCCAUGGAGCUACUGCUGACUCACAACAACUGGAGAUCUCCAUGCCAAUAUCUGCAGACAUCCCUGUAAGUGAAGACGAUCAGACCAACCGCACCUCCACUCUAGCAGCCACAGAGGAACUGGACCCUCACCACACUUCUCAGAGAGCAGCACAGGACAGGACCAUGGACGACGGCUACCAGAGAGGCGGCGGCUGUGACAGCGCUGAAACGAAGGAGUAUCAGGAUGAGUUGUUGGUCGGCAGGACACUGAAGAGUUCGAGCAGCGGCGCCGACAUCACUGUGGGUCUGGAGAAGGAGGACGGGACGACGGACCAGGUGGAGAUUGAUGACGUUGAGGAGGGGGAGGCAGCAGCUGAACCGCCGGAGAGUGAGUCGCCCAAAGGAAAUGUGAGGAAAGCAUCAAUAGCUGACAAACUCGUCAAGACUAAACAGUCAGAAGCCAUGAUAGCUACACUGAAGGAGAAUGCGGAACAGCGACAAAAGGAUUUCCAGAAAUUGUUAAAUGAACAUGCAGAAAUUGUGCAGGAGAUAGGGCGUACGGCCAGUUCAGAGAACCUGAUCAGCCAAGCUGAACAUGGAGAACGGGACCAUUAACACAGUUGUCUCCCUUGGUUGAGGAGCAGACGUCAUUCAGAAGAAGCAGACAGCAAAUGUUUACAAGCCAAAUGACAGCUUAUUUGUUUAACUGACCAUUGAAUGCCAACCAACUCUACAAUGGAGCACAGUUAAUGAACAAAGUGGAUACUGGAUGAUCUUCUGGUUCAUUUUCCCCAUGUUGGAUACACUGUCUUGCGGUAUAUUGAGCGUGGGUCUUCCAAAACGACAUCUUCACAUUGAACAUACACUGUGGAUAUCUUGGUGAAUACAGACAUUUAUACACCAGAGAUGAUAUCAGGAUAUUGGUGUUUAUAUAGCAUUGGAAUAGGUGUAUAUGAACAUUUAUAUUCCAGUAUAUGGUUUUGAGGAAUAGGAACAUUUAAUUGGGUUUAAUACCAGUACAUAUAGAAUCCUACACGAGAUGAUGUACACAGAAUUAAUGAUGUUUGCUUACGUUGUGUUGAAAGAAGAUGGAUGUGGAGACUGAAUGAAGUAGAGCUUCACGAAGGCUAUAUUUAAUAGAAAUGCCUCUCUUUCCAAUGAAUUAAAAGAUGACCGGUGAUCAUUUUGGUUUGUAAAAUUAUACCCAAGUUAGGGAUAUGGUUUUGGGAAAGAUUCUAUAAAACAAAAGUAAAUGUAGUGUUUAGUUUUUUACGGAUAUUUGGUCUGAGUUUCCUAUCUAUAUCUGAGCAUUAGGCUCAUUUCGCAUUUUUUUAAUACUUCAGUAUGCUUAUCCUUGUUAAAUUGUGUAUUUUCUUUCUUAAGAACAAUAAAGGCAGAAAAUAAUAAAGGUUUAUGAAAAACA
Molecule: messenger RNA, 2633 nt
Organism: Haliotis rufescens (red abalone)
Lineage: Eukaryota; Metazoa; Mollusca; Gastropoda; Lepetellida; Haliotidae
Exons: 13
Coding region: 188-1825 (545 amino acids)
Source: RefSeq, a predicted model, not a curated record